This is a messenger RNA of Symbiodinium natans, 2337 nucleotides long. The record is from the annotation of a GenBank genome assembly. Lineage: Eukaryota; Dinophyceae; Suessiales; Symbiodiniaceae.
AUGCCCGAGACACCCCAGCAAGAAGGGGAGAAGCAGCCCCGAUCUCGCUAUCGCGCUGAUGGCCGGCGUCGCCGUACUGCUGGGGAGCUGAGGACGCGGGCCCCCUAUGUGCAAUUCUGGAAAGAUGUCCAGGCGAGACAGAGGCAACGAGAUGCACAUGCAGAAGAUGCGGCCCCGAGGCGUCACCACGCUCAGCACUACCGCAUACACACUGACGAUGGCCAAGAGUCGCAGCAUGAUGAGAUGAAUGGGCAGCCCUCCUCCUCCGGAGGCUCAAGGGAGACCAGAGAUGGCCCCUGGAGGGAAUGGAGCCACAACGAGGAGGAUUGGUGGUACUGGCCAGAAGAAUGGGAUGCUGAUGUCGGGGCGGCAGAUGAUCCAAGGAGCUGGCGCCACACACGACGCCGACCAGCCACGUCAGGCAGUGACACCCAUGAGGACGCUACCCUUGAGCCCUCCGCUGCACACCAGCAGCGCAAGCCGCGGAAAUCUCCGUCCUACCAGGUCAGCAAGAGAUCACGCAGCACACAGGUGAGCGAUGAGUUUGUGAAGAGGCAGACCGAGGCAGCGCCGAGUCAAGCGGCCCCUCCGGAGGAGCCUUGUGCGGAUCAAAUGGCCAGGCUAAGCAAGGUCGUCGACUUGCUAGAGCAGCUCGCCCAUGCUGGCCUUCCUACGCUCAUGAACGCCUUUUACAGAUCAGGUGACUUCACCAAGCACCACGACACCUUCCAUGGUGAUCCAUCGACAGCCAGCUUUCCGCGAGUAGGGAACUGGAACUUAGCGCUGACGGGAUCCCUCCUGUGUCCACCAGUACGCGCAAUCUACAAGGACGUCUCCAACUUCGGUUCCUUUAUGGAAUCGUUCACGGUGUGCAACGCAAAGAAGCAACCACGCCCAUCGUGGUACCAGCACUACCAGCUUCUCGUGACCCUGAUUGCAGCGAUGACUGACACAUGCACCCCGGACACGUACGACGCGCUCAAGGUGAACUCCAACCCUGCGGAAUUCAUCCAUGUCUUCCGGCAAAAGGUGAAGCGGGAGGACAGCGCCAUCGACCACGAGACGGAGAGCUCCUCUGAUGAUGUGCAGGUAGUCGCACCUAGGGAGCCUGCCCAGUGCACGGAGGCCCCUCGUCCCUCUCAGGCAUCUACGGACCACAAACUCAUCGGUGAUCAUCAGGUGCGACAGCCGCCACAACCGCCAUCAAAAUCGGCUACAGAGGAGACAGGGACCAAGCACUGGAUGCGUGCAAACGGCACCCCAGCUCGUGUACGCGGGGAACGAGCCAAGGAGAUUUCCAAAGCCCUCACGCAGAUCCUUCGACAUGCGGCGCCCCGAAUUGGACUGCAUAUCCAAGAAGACGGCUACGUCGCUAUGGGAGACCUUUUGCAGGCCCCACGUCUCUGGAACCAAUGGAUCACUGAGGCGGAGAUCGUCGACGUAAUCCACUACAACCAGAAGAAUAGGUUCGAGAUCUCCCACCGCGACGGCGCCUACCUGGUGCGUGCCCGACAAGGCCACUCCAUUGACCACAUCCAGAACGAGCUGAUCCUCACUCGCCUCACGGUCGAUGACACCCCUGAAUUCGUUGCCCACGGGACAUACUACGACUUCUACGAGAGCAUUGUACGUUACGGGCCGGAGGCAGGAUCGGAUGUCGUGUCGGGCAUGCGCAGCGACUGUGAUUUGGUGCUCUGGAUUAGCGCGCAAAGUGCUGCGGUCUCUGGCAUCACCUUCUACAGGUCGGCGAAUGAUGUCAUCCUUACGGAAGCCACCAUCGACCCGGCUUUCUUCCACAGUGUUCAGAUCAUGCGGAGCCUAGAGGUGUUGACCGCCGAUGGCGGUCCACCACACCCGCAACAGGUUGCACUGGCGAUUUCACGCGCCUCCUCGCGCGACGCACAGACAGGCGGCUUGCCGCUGGGAAGCCGAGGCGCAGAUGCGCCAGAGGUCUCCGCCGCGGACCUAAGUGCAUCACCUGCAUCCUCCGCAGUAUUGGCCGUGUGCUCGGGCAAGGUAUACUGUCACAAUGUCGGGGGCCUUGGUUCGGGGAUGUACGAGGAUUUGAUGGGGUUCCUGGAUCAAUCUCACUAUGACAUCGUGCUCGUGCAAGAGACCAAACUUAGAGAAGCUAGCGAGUACACCACUGCUCGCUGGAUAUGCGUUGGCUCUGGCACCACUGCUCAGAAACAUGCCGGAGUUAUGAUCCUUGUUCGGAAAUCACUCACUAAUGUGCAGGAGGUCAGACAUGAUGCUGUGAUCCCAGGUCGACUACUUCGAGUGCGAUUCCCCCUGGGAACCACUGGUCCGAAGUUCAAGAGCAACUCGCUGCUGUGA